CGGGCAGGGUUACAUCGUGAGAGUAUUGACAAGUAACGUGCUGUCAUUUUAGGCUUCUAUAUAAAGGGAGUCACUAAACACCUUAAUUAGCUUACCAUACUAAACUACUCAUUUUAAGAGAGAUAAUUAAGCAGAGAUUAUAAUCAAGAUCCACGAAAUCAAAUUAUGGAAGCAUCAAAGAUUUGCUGCCCACCUGGUGAAGCUGUUGGCGCAUCGUGCUGCAAAUGUGCCCCAGGAUGGACUUGCAUAAUAAAAAAGAUUGAAGAGCCUGAAAUACUUCUUACCAGCGAGCAUUUCUCCAAUUGCCCCGAAGGCUGUGUUUGCGUCACGGACGAGUCUCACAAAGUGGAGAACGAAGGAGGAUUUUGUGUGUGCGGGGAAGGGUAUGCUUGUACUUUCACAAAGACGGAAGGCCCCGAUGCCGGAAAAGUCUUAUUCGAGUGUGGCAAUGGCUGCCGGUGCGAGAUUUCUGCCUCCGGAGAAGAGGUGGUUGUUCUCAAAGACGCUUAAAGGAGUACUCAUGCUUAAAGACACAACGUACGUGUGUAUUAAAGGAGUGUGGUUGUGUGUGUGGUGAGGUUUAUGCAUGUAUUAUGAGCUAAUGUAUGAUUGCCUGUAUUUUAUGACAGACUUUUUGUUUUGGCUAAUAAUAAGGAUAUUUUUGUUAUCCAAUGCCAUUAUAUUGCUUGCA
This is a messenger RNA of Spinacia oleracea (spinach), 691 nucleotides long. RefSeq lists its product as uncharacterized. The record is from RefSeq and is a predicted model, not a curated record. The transcript is spliced from 3 exons. The coding region runs from base 166 to 510 and encodes 114 amino acids. Lineage: Eukaryota; Viridiplantae; Streptophyta; Magnoliopsida; Caryophyllales; Amaranthaceae.